GAGUAGUUAGGUCGUAAACGUGAACCUGUGUCUGUCUGUACGUUAGCGAUGGAAGAAGUACUAGACUUCAAGUGUACGGAUGUCGGAGUUUGGAAGAAGGCUCUGUCUUCCUACGAAUCAAGAAUCGAGUCUCUAGACAAACCAGACCUCGUCUCUCUCGACCAAUAUUAUCGCGUCGAGCUCCCUCGUCUUCUCCACGACCGAGACCCUAACCCUUACCUCACCACCUCCGAGCUUUCUCAGCUCAUGAAAUGGAAGCUCUCUCGCGGCAAAUGGCGGCCGCGUCUGCUUGAUUUCGUGUCGGCUCUGGACGAUUCGGUGGUGAAGUCUGCUUCUGAGAAGGCUUUCAAAUCACUCCCUGACAUCUCAAAUGCUGUGAAAGAGCUCACCGUGCUUAAAGGCGUGGGUCCCGCCACCGCCUCCGCCGUUUUGGCUGCUUACGCCCCCGACAUUGCUCCGUUUAUGUCCGACGAGGCGAUGGAGGUGGCUAUUGGGAACUCAAAGGAUUACUCUUUGAAGCGAUACUUGCUGUUUGUCACUAAGCUACAAGAUAAAGCAAAGGAGUUAAAGUUGGAAGGAGAGUGGGGUGGGCCUUCAGAUGUUGAGAGAGCUCUAUGGAGUUGUACUGUGCGUUCCAAGUCAAAGCCAGCCGAGAAGACUUCUUCUUCUGGGAAGAAAAGAAAGCGUAAGGAGUAGUAAACCACUGAAGAAACCCUGUUGUAGUAGUAUAUUCAUUUUAUCAUCGGCUCUUUUUUUUUCAUAAAUCUGGACGAAAGAUAUCUCACGGAUUUGUCACUCCCCUUGUUUGGUUAACUUUCUUGCUAAUUCGCAUUUUAAGAUCUUACUCUAGUAGUAGUUACUAUAGUGUAUACUUAUCCGUUGUCACUGAGUGUUUUUGGUCUUAAACACAAAGAUAAGGAUUGGGUAUAUCUUCUUUUCAA
Raphanus sativus (radish) is the source of this 941-nucleotide messenger RNA. RefSeq lists its product as uncharacterized. NCBI's taxonomy places the organism in Eukaryota, Viridiplantae, Streptophyta, Magnoliopsida, Brassicales, Brassicaceae. The coding region runs from base 49 to 696 and encodes 215 amino acids. The transcript is spliced from 4 exons. The record is from RefSeq and is a predicted model, not a curated record.